Molecule: messenger RNA, 2235 nt
Organism: Salvia hispanica
Lineage: Eukaryota; Viridiplantae; Streptophyta; Magnoliopsida; Lamiales; Lamiaceae
Product: G-type lectin S-receptor-like serine/threonine-protein kinase At4g27290
Biological process (GO): recognition of pollen; protein phosphorylation
Cellular component (GO): plasma membrane
Molecular function (GO): ATP binding; protein serine/threonine kinase activity
Source: RefSeq, a predicted model, not a curated record
AUGAUGUUAUCAAUAUUUGUUGCUGCUUUGCCCAUAUUCUUUUCCAGUUGCGUUUGCAAUGGAUCAGACACCUUAUUAUUCGGCCAAACUCUUUUCUUAAACCAGACAUUAGUAUCCAAAGGGGGCAUAUUUGAACUGGGAUUCUUCUCGCCACCAAAUUCCAACAACUAUUACUUGGGUAUAUGGUACAAAAGCAUUCCCAUUCAAACAGUUGUUUGGGUAUUUAAUAGAGAAACCCCUAUCCUUUUCUAUAACAAUAAACCACAGCUGCAAUUUCUAUCCGAUGACAGUUCUGUAUUAUGUCUGAACGUAGAAAAUACUCCUACUACUUUAAGAUGUGUUGGCGGAAGUUCAAAUAUUAGUGAGGCGGUGAUUCUCGACAGUGGCAACUUCGUGCUGAGAAAUGAUUCAGGCGGCGUUCUAUGGCAGAGCUUUGACUACCCCACCGACACCUGGCUUCCAGCUACGAAGCCUCUAUAUAUUACUCCACCUAUUACUUCUUGGAGGAAUUCAACUGAUCCUGCUUCAGGAAAUUACUCUUUUUAUGUAUUCCUAGGACUAGAAGACAGCAGAAGUCUGUCCGUGUGGGCAGAGAAAACUGUGGGAUGGGAGAGAGGGAUAUGUAGUACCAUCUCUGAUCACUCAGCUUUUAGCAACUCUCAUAUUCUUGCCCUUCACUCUACUGAUAUUGGUGAAUAUGAGCCUCUUUAUUUUUACAAUAAAUCAAUGCUACUGUCGAGGGUUGUUAUAGAGUAUGAUGGCCACCUCACGGGUUUCGCUUGGUCUGAGGCAAGGCAAGAUUGGAUUGUGGUGGCUUCCACCGCACAUCGCAGUUGUUGGUCGAACACUAUAUGUGAUGCACGAUACUCACCAGCUUGCAGAUGCUUGGAUGGGUUUGUACCACGGGAUCAACAUGAAUGGGAUUUAUCCGACUUUUCUAAUGGUUGUCACAGAAAGAUUAUACUACCACUUCAAUGUGACGAGCAUAAAAUCAGGUUUAUAAAGGUAACCGUAGGAAGAUUGCCUGCUAACCGUAAACAUUGGACAGCUUCAAACGAUUUAUGCAGAUUAGCAUGCUCCAGAAAUUGCUCCUGCUCUGCUUAUGCCUACGAUACUGGAGGAGCGUGUUUGUGGUAUACGGGUGACUUGUUGGCUUUGGAAACCCCAUCAAAUACGUCUGCGGGGGUCGAUAUUUAUAUCAGAACAGAAUCAUCUCAUAAUGCACACACUAGAACACUACUUAUUGUGGCUCUAACUGCGUCCAUUGCUUCUGUGCUAAUUAUAUCAUGUUUGUGUUUCUGCUAUAUCUGGCCAAACCUCAAAACCAAAGAUUCAGAGAAAACAAAUCAGGAUCUAUUGCUACUAGAUUUGAAUAGUGAUGGUUCAUUUACAAACAAGGAGGGAGAAGCUGAAGAUGGUUGGCAUGAAUUGCCAAUCUUCAGUUUGGGAAGCAUAGCUGCAUCUACCAACAAUUUUUCCAUUACAAACAAGCUUGGACAAGGUGGUUUUGGACCUGUUUAUAAGGGAGAGUUGGCUAAUGGACAGUUUGUAGCUGUGAAAAGGCUCUCAAAGAGAUCAAGGCAGGGAUUGGAGGAAUUCAGAAAUGAGAUGCAACUGAUUGCCAAACUGCAGCACAGAAAUCUUGUCCGCAUUUUAGGAUGCUGCGAUGAGAAAGAUGAGAUGAUACUUGUCUACGAGUACAUGCCCAAUAAAAGCUUGGACUGUUUCCUCUUUGAGCCGAGCCAGAAAGUGGUGGUACUUGAUUGGAAUAAACGCAUUCAUAUAAUCUCAGGCAUUGCUCAAGGGAUUCUAUAUCUCCACCAAUAUUCGCGGUUAAGAAUAGUGCAUAGAGAUUUGAAAGCUAGCAAUAUACUACUAGAUGCUGACAUGAAUCCCAAAAUCUCCGAUUUUGGGCUAGCUAGAAUAUUUGGAGGGAAUGAGUUGCAGGCGAAUACUAAACGGAUUGUUGGAACAUAUGGUUAUAUGUCACCAGAAUAUGCAAUGGAAGGGCUUUUCUCAGUGAAGUCUGAUGUGUUUGCGUUCGGAGUAUUGGUGCUGGAGAUUAUUAGUGGAAAGAAGAAUACUGGUUUCUAUGGCUCUGAGUAUCUAUGUCUUCUUAGAUAUGCGUGGGAUUUGUGGAAGAAAGGUUGUGUUGAUGAGCUGAUUGAUCCUACGUUAGAACUGCCCGAAUCUUGGUCAUCAGUUGCAAUGAGAUACGAGCAACAGAUAAAGUAG